This is a messenger RNA of Cotesia congregata, 819 nucleotides long. The record is from the annotation of a GenBank genome assembly. NCBI's taxonomy places the organism in Eukaryota, Metazoa, Arthropoda, Insecta, Hymenoptera, Braconidae.
AUGGCUAUAAAAAUUGAUGAAAAACAAAUCGUAUUGAUUAUCCAAAUCUGUAUAUUGCUUGGAGUAUCUAUAGUGUUGAUAAUUGUCAUUUGUAGACCAGUUUACGUCCCCGAAGUGUCAAAAUAUGAAAAAUUAUUAAGGGAACUCGGAAGUACCAGAAUUACAGCUCAAGAUUUGAAAAUAGUUGAGCGGUUUAAGACUGACAGAGAAAAUUACUUCGUUACCGAAAAAUUAGUGUGGAACAACGACGUAGAUAAAUUCAUAUCAGUGUGUGACUUUGCGACGCGCAUUCUUAAAGUAUACAACAAUUAUCGCAACGAAGACAUCUACUUACUUCUCGUGACUGACAUUAUUAAUAAAAUACACCAGCUUGUGUUCAAAGAAAGAAAGAACGAGAUUCUAAAAAAAGAAAACGAUUACCAGGCAAUAGUCUACUUGGCGCGAUUGUUCAACACGUUCGAGUAUAUCGCUGAUGAUAAGUAUAAGACUACUAAAUCUAUUUGUCACGAUCUUAUAAUCGAUUUGCUUCCUGAGUUCAACUACAUUAGGAUUUUGGGCAUUUGGUUCAAUACGGAAAAUAUUAUUUAUACAAUUAUACCGAGAUUGCUGACGCAUUAUUUAGAACCAGAUAAAAAAAAUUUUAUUUAUGAUGUUAAAGAAAACAAGGCUCUGACGAUCCUCGAAGAAAAAUUUUCUGAGAUUCAUAGUUUUGCUGAUAAGCGUGAAAAGAUUUAUUUGUAUGAUUAUCAUUAUGUUAUUUAUCAAAUUUUCAAGGAAAAACAACAAGUUGGAUAUUUAACAAAAUUAUUCGGAAUAUAA